GAAGACCCGUAUGUAAUAUGGCGUCCAGUCAACUGUCAGGGAAUGUUGGACAGUUAAACUAAACUUGCCCGUUUCCUUGAUAUCGAUUGCCCGUGCGCUGACGCACUCCAUCCGCAUAUGCAUUGAUGGUAAUGCAUGCAAGGAAACAGCCCAGACUCAGUGAUGGGUAUACAGAUAAGAGAGAUUCCCAUCUGUACCAGUCAUCCCAGUACCCAUCCAAAAGUAAAGGUGAAGGUUACAGACAGACAGACCGAUACAAACGUGAAUCCUCAUAUGACAGAGCCAGAGAUAGUCCAUCACGUGAUAGUCCCAGAUAUCACAACAAAAACUCUUAUAUUGAGAGGACUAAAGAAAGACUUGAGAAAGGAUCAAGUAAUGUCAAUCAUACAUCCAGAUCAAAUGAUAGAAGUCAGAAUGGAGGACAUUUCAAGACAAAUAGCCAAGACAACAGAGAUAAGAAGACUGAGCUUACAAAAACUGCCCUACGAGUAUGUGGUGUUUGGUCAGAGCACAUCAGUACCUCAAAACAUACAAUGGGGAAAAAGUAUUACUACAACAGCAAAACUGAAGAAUCAACAUGGACUAAGCCUAAAGAAUGGGUUGAUGAACCAGCGAACAGGCCAAGAACAAGUACAUCAAAUGAUAAAUCUUAUACAUCCAGCAAAUCUGCUGAUGUGUUUAAUUCCUCACACAAUGAUAAUAGGACAUCAGACAAAAACUCACUUAAAAACUCUGACUUUGAUGCCGGGAGUGGAAAACCUGACAAACAGUUUCUUAUUAAAAAAUUUCAAGAAAGUCAGAUCGACUAUCGGACUAGUCAGCCUUCUUCUUCUUCUCAUAGAAGUGACCAUUCUAAGUUGGAUCAUAGACGAGAUAGUUAUGACCAUAAUAGGCGAAGACGAGACAGUGAAGGAAACAGGUCUUACGGACAUCGGACUCCAAAAAAACAUGAGCACCAUGAGGACAUGGACAUAUCACCCAGUAGUACACCUACUAGUUCUCGGCAGUCUAGUUGUGCUGGUACCCCACAGCUAGGACCAGUAUCCACUCCAGCCUCCGUCACCACUCCUGGAUCACUUAACCUGUCCUCAAGGAUACCAAGUACUAGUACGACAGGCCCUUUAAUAUCAGCUCUGCCACAUCUAAUUACACAACUCAGUGGUGUCCAAAACAAUCAGGACUUAACAAAUAAAGCAUUGCAGACAUUACAUCAGUUGCAGGAGGUGAUAAAAAGACAAAUUGCACAACAACAGACUCCAGACUUUGCUUCAGGUCCUGAUGGUCACACCCCGGUUACUUCACAACAGCAACCACAUCCAGCCAGCAGGAGUGCUCCAAUUCAAAUCACAUCUAGCCACCAGCACUCAAUGAAUAGAACACAUCCCCAACAGACAAUAUCCAAUCCUCACCUUCAAAUGACAUCACAUAUGCCAGUCCAAAACCAGGGAUCAAUUUAUGGCCGAGUGAUGUCACAGCAACCAACACCUCCUAUGAAUGGAAGGAUGCAUGUCCAACAGCAUUCCCCUAAUAUGAGAAUGGUAACGCAUCCAUCACCACACUUAGAUAUGUUACAAGAGAUAUCUAUGGAUGGUAAUCACAUGACAUCACAUCAUUAUUCUGUAAAAGGAGAGGUCAGGCAAGGAGGAGAAAGUCCAGCAUCAGAUACAAGCAGAACAUCAUGCAUGAGUCCAAAUAGUACAACAAGUUCCCAGAAUGCAUGUGUAGAGGCAGGUCCACUAACAAACAUGGGUGUUACUAAAGAUCCAGCAGCUGAUAUGAUGAACUCUUUAAAACAAUAUUACAAUGAAAAUUUAGUUAGCCAUGUGUCUGGUUGGCAGGCUGAACAUGCAGAAAGACAGGCAAAUAGAUAUUGGGAAGAAGGUUUAAAGAUUGGUAGUUUUCAUUGUAGUCAAGUUAGUGUCAAUUUAAAGAGAGCUCGAUCAUUAGUGAGGCUGGCUGAAAUACAAUCUACACUUCAUGAACAAAGGAUCCUGUUUUUAAAUCAACAAGUUCAUCAGUUAGAAGGCAUGAAGCCGCCAUCAUUUUCCUCAUCACAGCCAUUCACGUCAUCAUCACAGUAACAUGUUAUAUAGUGUGUAUAAAUGUGUCCAGUGUAAAUGGUCAGAUAUAAAGGAAAUCACAGACUUCUAUCAUUUGGUGUUUAAUAUCAGACAUUUGUUUUCUGUAAGAUGUUGUUCUAUCUCAUCUAUGUUGAGGUAUUAUGUUUUUCUCAGUGAACAUGAAAUUUGACUAUUAUAUUAUAGUAAAUGAGUAUGAAAUACCAUUGAAGUUUUUAAAUGAUAUUGACUGAAAUAUGUAUUGAUUUGGCUUAUGUUAUUUUAAUUCUUUAAGUAAUACCCUUUAAAACUUUUCUGUAUUUUUGGAGACAACCCUCAUAAUUUAGAACAAAUCUUAUUUAUUUUUUGUUGUUGUAUGCCAGAAGAGUGUAUACAUUUUUAUGUUGGUUGCAUGAUAAGUUAGAAAAAUAGGAUGUGUAAUAUUGAUUCUAAACUUUUAAAAAAUGUUAUGAGCAAACAAUUUAUAAAAGGUUUUUUUUAAGUGGCAGCUUUUCCUGGUUUUACUUUCAGUUUAGAAUUUUCAGAAGUAAAAAAGAUAUCUUUAUUACAUUUGUUUGUUAGCAUGAAUAGGGAACUGUCUCAAAGUCUUAUCUUAUUGGUAGAAAAAUGCUUGAGCAUAAAAAAACAUGGGAGAGUAUGAGGUAGUCUCCUAAAAUUAAUGCUCUUAUCCAGUGAUCAAAACACUACUUAAAUUAGCAUUUUUGAUUUCAAUGAUAGAAAUGUAAUGAUUCCAUCUUCUUUGAUAAAUUUAUUUUCAUUGGAAGAAGUUAUAAUAUCUCUUACAUGCAUUGAAAUCACAUAAUUUUUGCCUAUUCUUGGCUUUUAAUAAUAACUGUCAUAAUCCCUGAAGAUUGUAACAACUCUGACAGUUAGCAAUGUGCUGUCUUUUGUAGAGUUACAUAUUUUUAUGUAUUGGCAUCUAACAAUGUCAUCUAGCUAGAAAGAUUGUAUUCUGCAAUAUCAUUUAUAUUAUAUCACUAUAAGAAUUCUCUUUUUUUGUCAUUUAAUGAAAGCAUAGGGAAUCUUGUUUAUUUUAAACAUUAUAUUCACAUGGGGUAAAUCAAGAUAGAAUUAGAUCAGAUUUGGAACAUUGCAUGUUAUUGGAACAUAACAUGUCAGUUUUAUAGUUAUUUUCUAGACAAAGUCUUUAUGAAGUAGUUCAAACUCUUGUUUUUCUUCUCCUACUUAUCAGUGUUAAGUUUAUUUUGACACAUUUUAUUGAGUAUUUCAGCUUGUAAAAGUAAUCAACUGCCAAAGCAGAUAAUAUGUCUAGCAGAUAGAUAUCUCGAGCAAAUCUAGAAAAUUGGGAGAUGGAUGAUAAAUACCUGUACUUACUUGCUUAAUCCUCUUUGUGCAUACUUGCACAUGAGGCCAUAAAUGCCUGUAUCAACCCCAAUAGUAAAGAAAUGUAUACUAUUGUACUAAUGCUAAUCUAAAAUAGGUGUAUUUGUAUUAAAUAAUCAUCUGAAUAAUAGAUACAGUAGACAAGCACUUCUAUACAGUUCUAGUUUAGUGUAUUGAAUAUAUAAAGAAAAACAAUGUAUUUUUCUGUUGAAUUAUAAUGUUCCAAUGAACAUGAUGAAGAUAAGUGUAGAUUUUGUUUCCCACAGUACUAAUAAUUGUAUUAUCGCAGUCUGAUGGUAUUUAAUGUAUGAAUGGAAUGAAAGUUAAUUAUAUAUGGAUACAUUGUAUUCUCUGUUUGUAUAUUAUGGUCUGUAUGGAAUGUAUGAUGUACAGUUUAUAGUUCUUAGCUUUGUCAGUUUAGAUAGAUUGGAUUGGGAGCAUUUCAUUUUGUGAUUUUAUAGGUCAUUUUUUAGAUAUGAACUUUCUAUAUCAAGUGGCAAAAAUUGAUUCUUAAAUUUAAAAAAAAAGAAAAUUUGGAAGGAGAUAAAUUUUUGUUUUCACAACUGUUAUGCUAUUUAUAUAAGGGAUUUAUUGGUAAAAGAUUUUAACAAUUUACCAUCAGUUGUGGAUGUUAGUAUAUCUCAUAUUCCUUUAUUCUUUGCUUUCACAAAUUUUACUUCUCUGUUUUAUGUUUUCUUUAAAAAUCUACCUAGCAGAAGUAGCCAUGUAAAACUAAAUUCAGUAGCAAACCAAAAUUAAUCUAUGUCCAAAACGAUAGUGAGGAACGCUUUAUUUGAAUCAGAAUGUGAAGGAUUUAUUAAUGUCUUGUCCUGACCGACAGCAAAUAACUUGAGCUUAUUAAUAGCUUAAAUCAUAAUUAAUAUUAAUGAACUUACUUCCAUAAAAACUCUUUUAGUUUCUUGAAAUAUUAAUGGCAGUUCCAUUUGCCUAUUAAGUAUUACUGGUUAUUCCCCUUAAAACAUAAUAGCUUUGAAAUCUAUCUGAUCUUCAACUGUUUUACCUAAUAACAAUAAAAUAACUUAUAUUUGAUGUGUUUUCUAGACUUGAUUGUAAUUAUUUGGCUUUUACAACUAGAUUCAAGAUAAAUAUGGGCUGAUUAUUUUUCAUUGAAAGAAUUGACAGCAAACUGAAAAGUAGUCAAAAGCAUUGUUAUAUAAUGGCAUUUUAUUUUUAAAACUUUCAUUGAGAAUAUAGUCAAUAACUUUUUAGGAGAGUGAGGUAAAGCAAUAACUAUUUUGAAUAGAAGAAACAAAAUAUUCUAGGCUCUGUGCAAGAUACUUCAUCAUUAUUCUAUGGAAGAGUUAGAACUACUAUUUAAAAACAUAACUCAGAUAAAAUAAUAUAUAAGGUACACUUAGGUUUCUUUUUUUCUAAAUUUAUUCAAAAUUCUUGAUUUUAUUGAUUUAAUGAUAUGCAUGACCUUCACCUAUGAAAGCUUCCAUCUAAUUAUCUUUAAACCUGAGGUAUUUUAUAAAGUCUUCGUUGUGAAUCCAUCAACGGUGGAUAUCACAAACAUUAUUAUCAAAUGUGUACAACCUGCAUUUUUGGAAGUGAAAAAUAGCACAAUUUUUUUUUCUGCAACUAUAACACAUUUUUAAAUUGACCUUGAACAUGUUGAAGGGAACACUGAAUAGGGGAAAGUACAAAAAAUGUACAAUUACCCAAGGAAAACAUGUAAAUAAUAAUGUGUAACAGAUAAAAGAGAUACUUUUCUGGAAUUUAAAAUUACUUGUAAACAACGUUAAAACAAGUAACUCAAGUGUGUUGCUACUAAGUGCUGACAUUUACAAUGAUAUAGGUUGUACACACCAGAAACUUACCUCCUGUUUCAAGAUAAUAUUAUUUUUAUACAUGUAUAUCUGUAAAUAUCUUAAGUUAAGAAUCACUCAAGAGAGUUUCCUAUGAAGAUAUUCAGGGUGAUAACUCUCAACUAUUAGUGCUUUUGUUUCACAUUAUGUUGUAUAUAAAAUUUUACACUAUAUGAAUAUUUUGUCUUAGAACGUGUACAAGAAAAUCUAUGAAGAAUAAAGGUGAUUAAAUGUU
Messenger RNA from Mytilus trossulus (common blue mussel), 5486 nucleotides. RefSeq names its product WW domain-containing adapter protein with coiled-coil homolog. Gene Ontology annotation, cellular component: nucleus. Gene Ontology annotation, biological process: positive regulation of TORC1 signaling; regulation of autophagy. The transcript has 13 exons. Gene Ontology annotation, molecular function: chromatin binding; RNA polymerase II complex binding. The coding region runs from base 126 to 2081 and encodes 651 amino acids. Lineage: Eukaryota; Metazoa; Mollusca; Bivalvia; Mytilida; Mytilidae. The record is from RefSeq and is a predicted model, not a curated record.